GAAGUAGCACCAGGGAAACUGCAGUUGCUUUUCAAAUUGAUCUUGUAGAAAUUAUUCUGCCAGGUAAAUGGUACUCGCCUUUGCAAUGGAGUCUAACGAAGAAGAGAGCUGGAUGGAGGAUCAGUGGGAAAAAUGGCUGACCCAUGAUAUCAGUCUGGAGGAGUUUGAAGAUGAGGAUCUCUCUGAGAUAACAGAGAUCACAGAUGAAUGUGGAAUGAGCCUGAAUUGCAAUGGCAGCCUGGACAUUAUGAGCCAUGUGAACCAGGAGACCAAUAGCGUGGCAGGGAAAGCAAGUGGGAGUGAGGCCAGCAAGCUGCAGGCAGAGAUGCUUCAGUUGGAUUUGAUUGAUGCCGUGGGUGAUAUAGAGGACGAGGAAGCUGAACUGCCCAUCAAGGAGCCUCUGGUGAAGGAACCUGCUCCAGUUACCAUGGAUACCUACAGGCCCAAGAGACCAACCACCCUUAACCUCUUCCCACAGGUGCCUCGGACUCAGGACACGCUAAACAACAACUCGUUUGGUAAGAAGUACAGCUGGCAGGAAAAGGUCUCUCGUUCAUCUUCCCCCUUAAAAACAGGAGAGCUGACACCGACCCAUGAACACAUCUGCCUAAGUGACGAGGAUAAAGUCCAACACAGCACAACCCAGACCAAAGACAGAGGCACCUCUACAGACACCCCGUGCCGCCGCACCUCCUCCACCCAAAGCAGCGGGGGAACGCGGUCCAAACUGCACGACAAACCCACAGCCACAGGGGGACUGCAACUGCAACAGCACAGCAAGGGCCAGCCUGAGGGCCACAGGGACCGCAUCCGCUACCACACCGAUGUGCGGCUCGAAGCCACAGAGGAAAUCUACUUGACCCCGGUGCAGAAAAACUCAGACUCUUUAGAGCAUGACAAGCCUUUCCUGUCCCAGUCCAGUGAAAACCGAAUGUCCAUAAGCUCUGAUAUAGACACGACUCAUUACCAGUCCCUGCCCAACCGGACAAACCCUUCCAUUAGUGAGGAGGAUGAGGUUUACACCACAACCUCAGCCUUAGACAAGAUGAGUGCAGCUCGAAACACGGACCACGGGGGCAGUGCUUUUCAAACAGCCUCCGGCAUCCCGCGGACUUCUGUUAGCUCUGAGGCUAGCGGCCUCUCGUACGAUUCCGUCAAAUACACCUUGGUGGUGGAUGAGAACGUGCAGCUUGAGCUGGUCAGUUUGAAGCAGUGCUAUUCCGGAUACAGCGAGGACAGCGACUCAGCCACUGUCUAUGACAACUGUGUCUCCUCGCCCUACGAGUCAGCCAUUGGCGAAGACUAUGAGGAGGACGCGAUGAAGCGAGACUCUGUGUGCAUCUCUGAGGACUCCACCCCAGAAACGGACAUCCCCUUCUCACGGAAGUUCCUCAACGUGUUCAUGCAUGGCAGGUCCAGCUCCUCAAGUGCUGAAUCAUUUGGAUUGUUCUCCUGUGUAAUUAAUGGAAAGGAGAGGGAGCAGACUCAUCGGGCAGUGUUCAGGUUUGUCCCACGGCAUGAUGAUGAGUUGGAGCUGGAAGUGGACGACCCUCUCCUGGUGGAGGUGCAGGCUGAUGAUUAUUGGUAUGAGGCCUACAACAUGAGGACAGGGCUGAGGGGUGUCUUCCCUGCCUAUUACGCCAUCGAGGGCACUAAGGAGCCAGAGCGCUUUAAAGAAACAGAGAAGAGUAGCGAAUGGGUGGACAAAUUCCGGGUAAAAUUCCUUGGUUCAGUGCAAGUUCCGUAUCACAAAGGGAAUGACGUGCUCUGCGCGGCUAUGCAAAAGAUUGCUACCAACAGGAGGGCGACUGUGCGAUUGAACCCCACUUCCAGCUGUAUUUUAGAGAUUAAUAUGAAGGGAAUUAAAAUAUUGGUGCAACCAGAUGAUUACAGUGAAUAUGAAAAGAAGUUUGCUUGUUCUGGGAGAAAGCUAGGAAGAAUGUUUGCCUUAGAAUCUGGGGGUAACCAGUGUAGUCACUUCUUUCAGCUGAAGAAUAUCUCCUUCUGUGGAUAUCAUCCGAAGAACCACAAAUACUUUGGAUUUAUAACCAAACAUCCAGCCGAUCACAGAUUUGCCUGUCAUGUUUUUGUCUCUGAAGACUCAACUAAACCGAUAGCAAAGUCAGUAGGGAGAGCAUUCCAGCAGUUCUACAAGGAAUAUGUGGAGUACACAUGCCCAACAGAAGACAUUUACUUGGAAUAGACAGUCCUGCCUGGAAACUUUUACAAUAUUUAUGUAUCAUAACAUGUUGCAUGACGGAGAAAAAAAAAAAUUAUAUUUAACACAUACAAAAAUAAAGACAUCUGUUUUUUCUUGAAGAAAUGUUCUUAAUAAAAAUAAAAAUAAAAAUGCAGUAAUUAGUAAAUGAUUAUUCCCAUAUCAGAUAUGUAACUGUUCCUUUUAAAGAGUACAGAAUGCUUUAGAUGCCAAAGCAGAACAUUUGAUACAAAUCAGACUGACCUACUGUAAUUCUUUCCAUAGAUUUAUAAUAAUAGAAAAUACAUUUAAAGGCAGUACAGACUUCUAUUUUUUAGUUUACCUUAAUAAAUGGGCUAUCACCCGUUUUUCUGGAUGCAUUAAGGUUGCAAACAGUUUUGUUUGUGAAAUUUAAAAUAUUCACUGGAUAGAUUUUAGGAAAAUUUUCAAAAAAAUGACAGAUGUCUGCCCAUGAUGUAACAGCCUGUUUUUAUUGAACGUUUUGGUGAAAGAAAAUAACAUUGUAAUUGUGUCACCCGGAGCAUGGUACAGAGUGAAGGGACCAGAAAGAGCGUCAGAUUGCACUUCAGUUUCAAAAUAAAUACAAAGAGAAUUGAAAGAAAGAAAGUCUGUUCACUUAUUUUCCUUUUGAACGAUAUAGGUCUGGAUUGACACAAACUAUUUUAUGACCCUCUUUAUUUCAGUUGGUGGCAUUUAAUUAAAUUUCGGGAGGGGGGAGGGGGAGAUUAUAUAUUUGAAUUCAAUCAAGGGCUUAACAGUUUUGCAUAUUCAGGGCCUGUCUUUCUGUUUCAGAAGUUAGAUUGAAUAACUCCUUGGGAAAAGGUAAAUAGCACAGGCUAUAAGUGAAUCCAUCCCUUAGUCAUGUUAACGUAGGAAGGGGAAGUCCCUUCUAUGUCCACCCUGCUCAGCUGUUUAAUCAACUGACUGCGCUCUUCAUAUACAUUUCAAGGAUUACAAGUAAAGGCUAUAAUUGGCAUUUGUUUAUAGUAUCAUGCAAGUGGUUUCUGUAGACAUUCAAACAAGCCUGAGUAGAUCAGUUAACAGGAGUAGGGAUUGUUUGAAACGUACCUUAAAACUCUGGAUCUGUACCACGUUCUGUACCAUAGUCAGGUAUUAAAUAAAAAUCCCUGUUUCGGCCCUGCCAUCGCUUUAACAUGUGAAAUAAGCACAAGGUGAUUUCAACGCAGUGACCCCUGUCAAUGCUCCUUGCAUUUGAUGAAACAGGUUGAGGUUCUGCAGAUGUUUAAAUCCUUUCUGUCUGCUGUGCUUCCGGUGUAUCCCUGCAGCUCCUCAGUAAAUCUGUUCUACGAUUACUACAUGGGUCAACAGUGAGCCACAAAGCAUGUGUGUGCCAAUAGAAGCUUUUCAGAUGUAAUUUUAUCAACUCAACUAGACUUUCAAACCAAUCAUAGAAAUGAUCUGUACCCAUUGUUAGCAGUAUGUUUUACUCUUUUAUAACACAGCCUUGAUUAAAGUGGAGUUAAAUGUGAUUUUUCGGGAGGAUUAUAAAGAUGACCUUGUACAAAAAUGAAAGAGUGUAAAGUAUUUUUUUUUAAUGCAUUAUGUUUACUUUUAAAACUACAGAACGAGUGAAGAUACCAGAUACAAAUAG
This is a messenger RNA of Polyodon spathula (Mississippi paddlefish), 3830 nucleotides long. Its product is annotated as C-Jun-amino-terminal kinase-interacting protein 1-like. Gene Ontology annotation, cellular component: cytoplasm. The transcript is spliced from 13 exons. The record is from RefSeq and is a predicted model, not a curated record. Bases 68 to 2203 code for a protein of 711 amino acids. Gene Ontology annotation, biological process: regulation of JNK cascade. Gene Ontology annotation, molecular function: protein binding. Lineage: Eukaryota; Metazoa; Chordata; Actinopteri; Acipenseriformes; Polyodontidae.